Messenger RNA from Pseudozyma flocculosa PF-1, 1845 nucleotides. RefSeq lists its product as uncharacterized. Bases 1 to 1845 code for a protein of 614 amino acids. Gene Ontology annotation, molecular function: UDP-N-acetylglucosamine-dolichyl-phosphate N-acetylglucosaminephosphotransferase activity. Gene Ontology annotation, cellular component: membrane. The record is from RefSeq and is a predicted model, not a curated record. NCBI's taxonomy places the organism in Eukaryota, Fungi, Basidiomycota, Ustilaginomycetes, Ustilaginales, Ustilaginaceae. The transcript is spliced from 5 exons. Gene Ontology annotation, biological process: protein N-linked glycosylation; dolichol-linked oligosaccharide biosynthetic process.
AUGCCUUCCCUCGCGCUGACAGCGGUCGCGCUGCCCAUCGCCCUCACCCUCCUCCUGCUCCCGCCACUCGUACAGUACCACGCAUCCCUACCCGCACACCUCUCCGCCACCCAUCCUGGUCUGCGCGACACGCUCCUCUCAUUCUUCCGCCCCUCGUCGCUGCACCACUCGUCGAUCUCGAUAUGGACGCGCCUCGACCACGCAGCCCACCCGCUCGUCUCGCGCUUCGUCUCCAUAGCCCUCACGCCAACCCAGCGACAGUCCAUUCUCGACUUUGACAGGUGCUUCCCGGACCUCCUCGCCUCGUGCGGCCUGGCCGUGCUGGGCCUGUGGGCCACCUCGCUGGCGAUUCAAGGUACAAAGGACGUCUUCAAGCAGCGCGGCUUCAAGGGCAAGGACCUGCUCAAGAGCCGCCAGCUCGAGGAACUUCCCGAGACGAUGGGCCUCCCGGCCGCGAGCGUCUACAUGGCUCUCCUCUUCCUCUUCAUCCCCUUCCGCUACUUUACCUCGCCCACCUCGCAGGCUGGCCACUCUGCGGCAGCUGCGGGCUUCGGACUGGAUCCGGGGCCGCUCAAAGAUCCCAUAGGAUGGGAGGGCAGGAUGGACGGCAAGCGCGACUUUCCCCACCACGAGCUGGCAAGCUACCUCUCUGCGCUCCUCACGUUCCUCUGUGCCAUCGUGCUCGGCUUCCUCGACGACGUCUUUGACAUCCGGUGGCGCUACAAGCUCCCCAUCCCCAUCAUCGCCAGCAUCCCGCUGCUGAUGAUCUACUACGCGGGCGGCGGCGGCACGACGGUCGUCAUGCCCAGCUGGCCCGAGAGCCUGCGCGCCUGGCUGGGCACAUCGAUUAUCGAUCUCGGCCCGCUCUACUACGUCUACAUGUCGCUCCUCUCAACGUUCUGCACAAACAGCAUCAACAUCUUGGCGGGCAUCAACGGCGUCGAGGUGGGGCAGGCGCUCGUCAUCUGCAUCUCGCUGUGCAUCAACUCCCUCCUCUACCUCGAUCCGCGCGCCGGCCUACCGGGCAGCUUCGCGUCCGAGGAGCUGCUGCGUCGCCACCUCUUCAGCCUCUAUUUCCUGCUGCCGCUCUCGGGCGUCUGCCUGGGCCUGCUGGCGUGGAACCGGUACCCGGCGCGCGUGUUUGUGGGCGACACGUUUUGCUACUUUGCCGGCAUGGUCUUUUCCGCCGUGGGCAUCCUGGGCCACUUCAGCAAGACGCUCCUCCUGUUUUUCGCACCGCAGAUCUUCAACUUCCUCCUGAGCUGCCCGCAGCUGUUUGGCCUCGUGCCCAACCCGCGCCAUCGCGUGCCGAGGUUCGACGCAAGUACCAACAGCCUGUACCCGUCCAUUACGGAAUUCAGCGACGGCACGACCCUUCCGCUGCGCACCGAGGGGAAAGGCGUGGUGGUGGUGGCGAGCCAGCCGAAAAAAGUGGCAUCCGGCUCGACAGUCGUCAUACUCCGACUGCUCGAAGCGGCAAGACUGGUCCAACUCGAAUGGCACCACCCCCCUUCCUCGUCGUCUUCCUCGUCGUCGUCGUCGCCGAGAGGAAGGGGAAAGAGGAGGUUGAAGAGCACGACCAACCUCACCCUCCUCAAUGCCAUCCUCGUCUUUCGCGGCGUACGACAUCGACCCUCCUCCUCCACCACCACCAUCGCCCCUGUCCAUGUCGGUGUCGGUGUCGACACAGGGAAGAUCAACGACGACGGGGCAAGGCCGUAUACCGGUCCGAGCAUCUCCGAGUUGGGGCUGUGGUACCACGUCAUGGCCGUCCAGGCCCUCGGAUCCCUCCUCGCCUUUGCGGUGCGCUACCGCGUCGCCGCCCUCGUCUUCCCCACGUCCUAG